AUGUCUCAAUCAUCUUUUGUUCCUUCACUGGUCUGGGUGGAUGGUGAUCAGACCCAAUCAUCGAAGGCAAACAUCCGCAGCCAUAUUGUGAGAGAAGGCUAUCGGAAAAAGAAGCUCCAACGAAGAGCAAGACUCUCAACUGUGACCACGCAAGAGGAGGUGCUCUUGCCUGGAGAGGGUAGCAAGGCCAGUGAUUUCAAUUCGCAAGUAUUCAAGCCGGUCGAGACGUAUCCGCUGCCAGCCUGGGUGUCUUUCAAGCUCCAGGACAGCCUCUCAACAUAUCAACGCGAUCUUUUCAACUGCCUACCACUGCGUCUCGACCCUGUUGGUCAAUCUGAGCUAUAUAGGCAGAUGUUCAACGGCUUCACUGUCGCCACGAAGAGGUAUAAUAAUUAUCGUUACCGAUUCACGAAGAAAUACGGCUGCGAUCCUUGGCAGCUAACAGCUGAACUCGCUUUCCAGGAGCCACUCGCAUUUCGAGUAUUGGCAGCGUAUGCCAUACGAGCAGCGGCAGCAAUCCGAAUGGGCAAGGGCCGCAUCUGUAGCGCUGAUACGGAUGAAUUGGAACUCGUCACCCUGCACGCAGACAUCAUCGGAACCAUCGUCAAGCGCCUGAAAUCACCCGAGAGACAACCAGAGGAGAUUCUCAAUGCCUUGUUGAGCCUGAUUGCCCGGACUGCCACUGCCAACCUGCCAGCAUGGAAGAAGACGUACGCUUCCCACUUCCGUGGAUUUCGAUCGUUGUUCUUCCUGCGGCCGAACCCAUGGCAAAUCGAAAGUCGGGCUUUCGAACUGCGUCUCAUCAUAUUUGAAACCUGCUACAGUGAUGGUUGCUGGAGCUUUGUAUGUCCACCAGCCGACUUUUCCACUCGACUGUCGGAGUUCACGAAAUCUAUGGAAAGCUUGGAGAUAUUCGUGGUCAUGAGGUCCAGAAGUGACAAGAUAUCGGGUAAGGGAGACCGAGCGCCCACGUCGUCGCAGCAAUACGGCCGCAUAAACAGGAACAGUCUCAUAUUUAGGUUCCUGUCUAAAGACGUCCCGAUGGUAAGGGUUGUGAAUGGCUUCCAUGAUGAGUCUCUUGCACAGAUGUCAGUGUUGCUGUUGCUCGCGAUGACGCUGCUCGAGUAUUCGGGAGACCGACGCAGGACCAAAGCCUUUCUCACUUACCUAGAGUCAGAGGUACGGGAUCGUGGCUUGGAGUAUAAUGAAUCGCAAUGGUGUCUGUUCUGGGUCAUGUUUCUUACUCGUGACCCGCCCAUCUACACAUACAGUCAAGAGCGAGUGUGGAAAGUGUUACGUUACAUGAACGUUGUCAAAGCCAUCAGUGUGAGCCAAAGGGCACGAUUGAAAGCAUUUCUUCUCCAUGCAAUUGGUGCCGAGGCCGAAAAUGAGACUUCCGGAUCAUUUGAGGCCAUGUCAGCCGCAGCAAACUUUGAUAUUCAGAGUUUGGUCGCAGAGCUUCAAGCGGGCCCCUUUGCAUGUCACAUGUGUGGUAGCAGCGCAAUCUUUGAGGGUGCUCACCUUCAUGACUCUGUUUGCAACGAUCCAUACUGCCACAGCUGCCCGUGCCCCGGGAAACGAAAGGCAGCUCAUAGUAAUUCAAACCAGGCAAAAUUGUGA
This is a messenger RNA of Exophiala bonariae, 1620 nucleotides long. RefSeq lists its product as uncharacterized. The transcript has a single exon. Lineage: Eukaryota; Fungi; Ascomycota; Eurotiomycetes; Chaetothyriales; Herpotrichiellaceae. The record is from RefSeq and is a predicted model, not a curated record. The coding region runs from base 1 to 1620 and encodes 539 amino acids.